UCCUCCUGUUUCAGGGCCAAAGUUUAAUUUUAGUUUUAAUCUGAGUAACUAACGUACGGCAUCUAAACAUUGGCAGCCGCGCUCAUCUCGAAACCAGACGCGGGUAGGAAGGUGGACUUUAGAGCUCUGUUACAUCAGAAGUGAUUAAAGUGCUCACACGGUGACUGUACGCUGUAGUUAUUUAUUCUGUAGAGCAAAAAUCAAACAAUAAUCUCAUUAACAUCAGGAUUAACCAUGUUGGGAUCAUCACACUGAUUCGUCCGUUACAGGGUCAGGAGGGCUCCACUCGAAGAACAUUCCAGAAGUAAAAAAGGACCAGAUGGGCGCGUGAGCAAAUCAUCAUCACCGUGUAAAGAUGGACGCUCGUGGCUGUUCCUCUCGCUGAAAUGGGCUUUUGCGAAGAUGUGCGUGGCCAUGGUGAUCAUUCAGACUAAAACACUGGAAAAGAAGGUUGUCGAUGAUGUAACCUCCAAAGACUCGAGCUUGGACUUGCGCGAGCCAUCGACCAUGAGCCAGGGAACGGCCCUCUUCUCCUGUGGAAUCAUGGACUUUGUUAGUGUUGCCCAGCGUCCUGUGGGUUCAAGUCUGGAGAGCCUGUGGGACUCGGGUGCGAGCAGCGCCAGCUCCAUCAGUGGCCUUCUCCGGGACCUGAGCUUGAGCGAAGCACCGUCACCCAGCAAGCGGCAGUGCCGGUCUCGGUCCUGCUCCGACGAGCUGAACUGGCGGUCCCCGUGGCGCCCGCAGGCCUCGCGGCUUUGGACGGCCGUGGAGAAGCGGCGCUGUCACAGCGGGGGGGCCAUUUUGCCCUCGUCUUCAUCGUCGUCCUCGUCCAUCUUCUCCAGCAUGCAGCGGAGCUCCAGUUUCAGCUUUCCCACCCGCUCGAACCUUCCGGAGUCGGCAUUCCCUCGGUCGUUCACAGCAGUGACUUUUGACCCGUCUCGCUCGUUUUGCUAUUCCCAUGAGAGGAUUUGCCUGGCUGAGAUCGACGCCGCCGCCCCGGAGGCCGGUUCUCCAGACUCCGCCUCCGAGGCGGGAGGACUCGCACGGAGCCAGUCGCAGCCUUGCGUACUGAACGACCAGAAAAUUGGGAUGAAGCGCCGUCGACCGGACGAACCCCACAAACAGAGGCCGUCGCUCGAUUUGGUUAAGAUGACCCAGAAACAGAAUUUCCAGAGCCUUAGUUGUAAUCACUUUAACAGCGACGACGGCUGUCAAUUAUGCCAGACCCCGUCCUCUUUCAACAGUCCCGUCCACCAGAGCAGGAAGGCGUGUCCCCUCAGCCCCAAAGAAGACGACUCAUCCGUUAUCGACGAAUCAGACGCCGACUGGACCAACGGGAAGGAUCAGGAGCCUCCGUGGGCGGGGCUGUGCGGGUUGAAGAGGGACAUUUUGGGUGGAGAACUCGAUAUCGAGCAGAUCGAGAGAAAUUGAGACUUUUUUUUGUGUGACUGUUUUCGACGUCCUCGGGUUCUCGUGCUCCCCCGCGUUCCGGUGGGGGAUAAAAUCGGACUCAGGAGAAACAGACGCUCACAAACGGAAUUGUGGGACGUUAGGAUGACUCAGGUUGAAUCUUGAAUAAAAAAAAAAAAAACAGAGUGGAUUGUGGGAUAUCUGGGUUUCUACUCACGCUCUGUUGCAGAUAUUGUAGCUUUUUUUUUUCUUAUUAUUCUUCCUCCUUUACUUUAUCUUUUAAAGAAGGAUGAAGCUCGGGCGAACGUUCUUAGAGUCCCGCCUGUCUGUCUGCCUGUCUGUCUGUCUGUCUGUGCUGAAUGAGGAGUGAACGGAAUGAAAAUAUAAAUCUAUAUUUUUAAGGAUGUAUUCAUUUUUUUUCCUGCUCCGUUCAUCCGGAUGUGCACGGCAUCGUCGAGAAGGACGGAAAGGAAACUAGACGAAGGUCAUGAGAGACGACUGCCGUAAAUCUGCGGACUUGCUGUUGAACUUGCACUGGCAUUGAUGCACACAUUACACGCAUACGCACACGUACACACAGCACACACACUCAUUCACUCACUCACUCACACACACACGCACACCUCACAGUGAAAAGCUUGGAAAAGGGUUUCAGGUUGAAUGAUAAUUUCAAGCUAAUAGAAUUUAAUUCCUCUUUUUACGAAGUGUAACGUAAAAUGUACUUAUUUCUAUAUGAAUAAACAAUGUUUAAAGUGUGUUUGUAAA
Messenger RNA from Clarias gariepinus (North African catfish), 2175 nucleotides. RefSeq names its product family with sequence similarity 53 member B (gene fam53b). The record is from RefSeq and is a predicted model, not a curated record. Gene Ontology annotation, cellular component: nucleus. Lineage: Eukaryota; Metazoa; Chordata; Actinopteri; Siluriformes; Clariidae. Gene Ontology annotation, biological process: positive regulation of canonical Wnt signaling pathway; protein import into nucleus. The transcript has 5 exons. Bases 403 to 1431 code for a protein of 342 amino acids.